Molecule: messenger RNA, 1050 nt
Organism: Rubroshorea leprosula
Lineage: Eukaryota; Viridiplantae; Streptophyta; Magnoliopsida; Malvales; Dipterocarpaceae
Source: the annotation of a GenBank genome assembly
AAAAUUAUUAUUAUUAUUUGUUUUUGAUAGAAAGACAUGUAAAAUUGUUUUAACACGUAGGAUGUAUAACAUGGCAAAAAUAAUGAUAUGGUAAGAAAACACCUUAAAAAAUUUCCUUCUCUUGUUUUUUUCUUUGUUUUUUCUUUUUGCUGGGUUCUUCCUCUUCCUUUCCUUUCUGCUACUGUAAACCUUAACACCUGAAACCACCUUUUAUUUUCCUCACCAAAUCAAUUCAUCUUCUUCCCCUUAAUUUUCCUCACCUCUUUCUCUUCCAGAUCUGGUUGUUCAUCGCCCAUUGCUUGCGUGCCUAACAGAUCCACGACCACUACAAAUCAAAUCUCAAAAUCUACCCCAAUCCACUAGAAUAUGGCUCUUUUAUGUAAGGGCAACAAAAACGAUUGUUAAAAACUUCUUCAAGGAUAUGGAGAAAGUACUAAAUUAAUACCCAAAAAAUAAAAAGAUGAAAAAUAAAACUUUUUAAAGCUUUGUUUGUUUCUUGAGAAAACAGAGGGAAAAUAGGUACAAAAAGGAGACAUGCACAAAACCUAAGGGGAGAAGACGAUGAAAGAUUCAACAGCAAAGAAUGGUGAAUUUGAGGAAAACUCAAGCUAAGACUCAAACCCAGAUCUUCUUUAUCAACCAUGAUGUUUUCUCUCUCACCAAACAAGAUUCAAGAAACAAAGUUUGUUUCAAGAUUUCAAAUUUAAGUGGAAAAAAAAAAAGAGACAAGUUGCUGGGUUCUUCCAAACCCAACAGUUGUUGGGUUUUUUCGAACCCAAUGGCUGCUGCAAACCUAGCGGCCAUUGAGUUCAAAGGAACCCAACAAAGUUUUCGAACCCAGCAACACCUGCUAGGUUCGAAGUUCUUGGCUCUGCUUCCUUGCUUUGCCUUGGGAAUCUCAAAUAGUUGAGAAAAGUAUAAGGGUUUGCAGAAGGCAAAGGAAAGGAGGAGGAAAGAGAACCAAAUCUGGUGUUGGGGAAGGGAGAGAGAAAAUGUAAGGAUUUAGAUUUUAGAGGUUGAAGAUAAGGGUAAUAUAGUCAUUUUAUUAUG